AUGGGACAACAACAGUCUUCGUCAUCGGCAUCGCCAUCACCGUCAAUUAUUCAAAUACUAACAUAUUCUCCUUUUUUCUCCAUUUUCUUCCCCGCACAGUUCGCCGUCAAACUAGGCAACAAGCGCAACGAGAAGCGCCUGUCCACCCUGGUCGAGCUGACGACCCUGAUGGUGGACGACAAGCCGCCGAAGAUCAUCGACACGACGGCGCAGAAGAUCGACCAGCAGAAGGCGGCCGCGGCCGCAGCUGCCGCCGCCGCAGCAGCCGCCCAAGAGUGCUGGAACAAUGCCACCAACGCCAACAACAAUGGGAAACCCAUGGACAUGGGCGGCAGCGGUGAUAAUCCGGCGGCCAUGGCGGCCAAUGCGCUACCGCCAGUAGUGGCAGCCGCCAUGAAUGGCGGCGGUCCGGUGACGGCGCCGGCCGCUACCACCAACGGCAGCUGUAGCAAUAGCAGCAGCAGUAGUAGUCUGAGCAGUGUUGCCAGCAGUGGCGGUCUGACCGUUGGCAGUAGCAAUAGCAAUGGCAGCACCAGCAGCAGCCUCAGUGCACUCACCGCGGUGAGUGGCGCUAGUGCUGGGGGUGUUGGCGGAAGUGGUGGUGGAGGAGGAGGCGGCGGCAGCAGUAGUAGUAGUAGCAGUAGCAGCAGCAGCAGUAGCAGUAGUGGUAUCGGGAGCAGUAUUAUUAGCAGCAAUGGCGGCAGCGGGGUCACCGGCGUUAGCAACGUUAACCAUAUUAAUCAUAACCUAUCGUUGCCGCCGAACGUCGAUCCGAGCACCUCGGAUGACAGUGGGCGCGCCUCGGAGCGUUUGACCGCUUCGUCGGUGGCCCAGCGGGAUCCGGACAGUUCGCGGGACCGGCUGAGCGACGCCAGCAGCCGGUGCAGCUCCGGCAAAGGAUAUAUCUGUGAUAGCGAGGGAGACGAUGAUAAGGUGAGCUGACCUUUCCGGCAUUUAUACCGGGGUGGAUUUCGAUAACAUUCAGACCCAGAGGGGGCGAGACUCGGGUUGGUACAGGGACAGCGAGGUUAAGUCGUUUACCAGGGGUACAAAACAUCG
Molecule: messenger RNA, 1059 nt
Organism: Aedes albopictus (Asian tiger mosquito)
Lineage: Eukaryota; Metazoa; Arthropoda; Insecta; Diptera; Culicidae
Product: sericin-2-like
Exons: 4
Coding region: 1-942 (313 amino acids)
Source: RefSeq, a predicted model, not a curated record